Molecule: messenger RNA, 4634 nt
Organism: Dromaius novaehollandiae (emu)
Lineage: Eukaryota; Metazoa; Chordata; Aves; Casuariiformes; Dromaiidae
Product: calpain-14
Exons: 21
Coding region: 327-2402 (691 amino acids)
Biological process (GO): proteolysis
Cellular component (GO): cytoplasm
Molecular function (GO): calcium ion binding; calcium-dependent cysteine-type endopeptidase activity
Source: RefSeq, a predicted model, not a curated record
AUCUGAAAACACCCUGGAGAGCCAGCCUAAAAUAGUCUAGAGAGAGAGAGACAAAAUAGCUGUGUGUAUGGCUUCAGAGGCCCAGUAAAACUCAGUGAGGCCGCUCAUUUUGAUUUCACUCCACUCAGAUCUACAGAGAAUUGGAAGCCUCGAAAGCACAGUGAUAGGUAACAGAUCAGAAGCUGCUGGAUCUCCCAGUUCUGAACUCUUCUAGAGAAGACACUUCAUCCCAAGAAACAAGGAGUUUCCCUCAGGACUGGGCAAGGGCAAGAUCCCUGCAGAAUCCUCUGUGGAAGAUUUAUCCUGGCUUUACUGUGCACAUCAUCAUGCCUUUGCUGCCUUGCUUAAAAAAAAAGAAGUUGCCUGUGCCUUUAGGCAGGAAUGUCUUUCAAAAACACAACCCACCUGUCCAGCAGAACUACCAGGCAUUGCUAGAGAUGUGCUUGAAGAAUAAGUGCCUGUUCACAGAUGAGAAUUUCCCUGCUCACAUCAGCUCUAUUGGAACGGGGGCGCUACUGAAGAAACUCCCCCCAAAGCUGCAGUGGAAGAGGCCACAUGAUUUACAUAGCACUCCAGUAUUUUAUGCUGCAAACAGAAAGCAACUUGAUCUCUGCCAAGGAUUAGUGGAGAACUGCUGGUUCCUCGCUGCCCUGGAAGCGCUGACGUUCCACCAGGACAUCUUGGCUGCAGUUGUGCCACAACACCAGAGCUUUGACAAGAAAUAUGCUGGCAUUUUCCACUUCCGGUUCUGGCACUUCGGUGAAUGGGUUGAUGUGGUGGUUGAUGAUCGCCUGCCAGUGAAUGAAGCAGGGGAGCUGGUCUUCGUUUCCUCAGUCUAUAAGAAUGUGUUCUGGGGAGCCCUUUUGGAGAAGGCAUAUGCCAAGCUCUACGGCUCCUAUGAGGAUCUUCAGAUUGGGCAAGUUUCAGAAGCCUUGGUGGAUUUCACAGGUGGUGUUAAUAUAACGAUCAAGCUGGCAGCAGCUCCUCCUGAUCUGUGGGAUAUCAUGACAAGAGCAACCUACAGCAGAUCUCUCAUGGGCUGUCAGACACAUUUAGGGACAACAAAGGUCCUGAAGAAUGGGCUUGUUGCUGGCCAUGCCUACACAGUGAUUGGUAUUAGAAAGGUGACUUGUCACUAUGGACCAGAAAACUUGGUGAGACUGAGAAAUCCGUGGGGCAAAAUUGAAUGGAGAGGAGACUGGAGUGACAGCUCUUAUAAAUGGGAGUUGCUGAGCCCGAAGGAGAAGAUUUUGCUGAGGAAAAAGAAAGAGGAUGGAGAAUUCUGGAUGUCUCUGCAAGAUUUUAAGGUUCAUUUUGUAGAUCUGAUGAUCUGUAAAUUAACUCCAGACUUGAUGAGCAAGGAAGAUGGGAAGAAGUGGAUGUACUCACUGAAGAGUGGGAGAUGGGUUAAAGGAAGCACAGCAGGAGGAAGCCGGGGAUUCUGCAGUGACACAUUUUGGAUGAACCCCCAGUACUGGCUUGAAGUUUUACCAGCUGAAGACAGUAAAAAAAGCCUGGGCUCCUGCAAUGUGCUUGUAUCCCUGAUCCAGAAACACAGCAGCAAACACCGGAACCGAGCUCAUCACCUUUUCAUUGGCUUUUCCCUCUACAAGGUGAAAAAUGAAUAUUCUGAAAGCAACAAAAAGCUGCCCCCAGCAUUUUUCACUUGGCACCAGCCUGUGAACAAACACCAGCUCUUUGUGGAUGAGCGGGAAGUGACUCGGGACUUCCACCUGGAGCCUGGUGCCUACGUGAUUGUCCCGUCCACCCUGGAGCCUCAGCAGGAGUCUGAAUUCAUCCUACGAGUCUUCUCCCGGAAGCAUGUCCUUCGGGAGAUGGGCGGGAACCCCAGUUUCACCCUGUCCAAGGAAAUUGUCGAUAGGUAUGAAGGGAAGAUUUGGGAAGAUUUCUUCACAAAGCAUUUUGAACAGAAUCCUGAAAUAAAUGCUGUUCAGCUCCAGAGGAUCCUGAAUAAUGUAUCUUGGAGAAAUUUCCAGAGCUUUCGCCUGAGGUUCAGUCUGGAUGCCUGUCAGGGUAUCUUAGCACUCCUGGAUCUGAAUGCCACUGGCACACUGAGUAUUCAGGAGUUCAGAGUCCUGUGGAAGAGGCUGCUUUUCUACUCGGAAGUUUUCCAGAAAAGAGACAUUAACAGAACUGGAAGGCUUGACUUGGUGGAACUGCGUGCAGCUGUACAGGAGACAGGCAUCUCGCUCAGCAAUGAAGUCUGUAACCUGAUGGCAAUCAGAUACGGCAACUCUGACUUGCAGAUCAGCUUUGAGAGCUUUGUCUCUUUCAUGCUUCGAGUGGAGAUCAUGGGAGAGGCCUUUCGCAACUUAACACAAGAUGGCAAAGGGAUAUACCUCCGGGAAUCUGAGUGGAUGAUGAUGACUCUGUACUCCUGAAGCAACACUGUAAAGGAGAGGACAGUCAGGCCUGUACCACGAUGAGGAAGGCUGUUUUGUAUCAACCUUCUGCAUGUAUCAGACUUUCUGGGCUCAGCCCUGCAAUCUUUCCUCGCAUGAAAGUCCCACCUAAAGCAGAGUUGAUCUAAUGACCAUAGACUCAGUGAAAUGAAGUUUUGCCAAUUAAUGUAUUUAAGUCUUAUUGCAUGUUAGACAUCCCUUCUGAGAACAGACUGCUGGCUACCUACCACCGUGGGUGUACAGUGGGACACCAUGGAGCAUGGAGGCUGAGUUGUUGGGGUUGCUACUUUAUGCUGAUACUACAUCACUGUUGUUAUAGUAUGAUAUAUGUUGUGGUAGUGUCCGCAGGCUGCACUGAAUAAUGGGGCCUUACUGUGUUAAACGUCUCUUGAGCCUGGGAGAGAAACAGUCCCUGCCCUGAGUGGCUUGUCAUCUAAAAGGACAGAUCCCAAUUCUGCAGCUGCUAGGCCCAUGGUAGCAGGCAAAGAUCUGUGUACUUGUGAGGAAGAAAGGGUAGAGACUAUCUGAACUAAAUAGUGGAAACUGGGUGCGUAACUCUGAAUAGUGUUAGAGAACGUGUUAGAAGUGGGACUAUUCACAUGAAACACCAUGUUAGCGUUACUUGCUACAUCGAUCUGUAGGACCCUUUUUUACUUUCUUACCAUUUAGCUAUUUGGGCUGGGAAUUUCCAUGCUAAAUGCCUGCUACAGGUUGCUAUUUUGACUUUCCUGCUUUCCUGUGGACAGGACAGUUGUCUCUUCACCAGUGCCUAGUCUAGGCUGGACUCUGAAUGGAAACAGGACUCCUGUGAGAAAAACCAUGUAAUGAAAGACCAGACUUCUGUAGGAAGGAGUUUAAUAUUAAGUUUGCAUAAGCAGCCUCCCCCUGUGGCUUUUUCUAAAAUUUUAGUGUUUAAUCUCAUAAAUGUCCUUUUGGGGUACGUGUGAGGAUUGAGGAGGACUGUGGAUAAAAGAUAAACACACCCAUAAAAGCCUGAGCUCAGAUAUGUGCUCACUGCUGCAUUGAAGUCUGUGCAACAAUACGAGCAGAUUUGGAGAGAAAGCCUGUCUCGUAUAAGCAUUCCCAAUCAGGGCUCAUUAAACAAUUAAAAUGACAGUCUGCUCUUUAUUCCCUAGCACAGUCUGUUUCUAAACAGCAUUAUUUUCAUACUGGUUUUAUGAGAAGUGCUGUUGUUAGAACCAGAUAGAUAGAUAGCUCUGUUUGUGCUUGUUCUGAUUAUAGCAGAUGAUUUGUCUGUCACGAGUGGCCUGCUGUGGUGUCACUGGAGCCACAGGGCUCAGGUCUGUGAGGCAGGACAGGUUAGAGGGAGCUGGGACUGCUGGGGCCCUUGAGUACGGAUGUCGCAGCACUGCUGCCCCGCGAGGCUCCCAGAGAGGUUCUGUUAGCAAUUCCUGUCAUAAAGCACAUGCCCUCUCCCAACUGUCAUGCCUUUCUUUCCUUUUGUGACUUGCAGCUGAAUGUGACGGUGCAAACUAAAUUAGCCUGACUUAAUUUGCACCCGGCUAAGCGGGGGAUGUUCCAAACACUGGUUUGCUGUGUGCAAGAACAACACUGGAAGAACUGAAAGGGGUGUUAGAGGGAGCGCGGUCUUGCUCUUUCAGUGUGCUCUGGACAGAUGGUCCCUGGCACCCAUAUGUAUUGCCCUGGGUGGCUGGGGAGUCUAUGCAGUGCAGAGAGUUCACAGCAGCACUGGGCUGGGCACGAUGGAGUGGAAAAACUGUCGGUCCCACCAGGUUUUGUUACCCAGUGUGUGUCAUCAGGUGAGCACGAAUCAUUAGAGGCUGGCAGGAUGCUGGACUGCUGGAUGCUGGUCAUAACUUAAAUAGCCUCUGCCACAGGCAGUGUGGGAAAUUGCGGUGCAGGACACCCAUUUUCAAAUGCCAGUUUUACAUUUACAUUUUAAUGUUGUACAUACUGUUUUUUAUAUCAGAUUUUGUACUUAUUUACUUCAUACCUAUUUAAUGCAGAGGAAUGAAAUUGCGAGGAGAUUAUUUUGCUAUUGAUUACUUGAUCCAGGAAAGAAACAGAAUUCAUCUAUGCCAUGAAUCACUAAACAUUUGCAGCAAUAAACUUUAUUGAGCCAUGUGACUUGCUGUUACAGAAUUGUAAAGAAUGUUUUACUGGAAUGAUUAUACCAAGCCGUGUACAAUUCAAACUGAAUUAUCUGGCUCACAAUAAAAUGUUUUGGCA